Molecule: messenger RNA, 774 nt
Organism: Suillus fuscotomentosus
Lineage: Eukaryota; Fungi; Basidiomycota; Agaricomycetes; Boletales; Suillaceae
Exons: 2
Coding region: 1-774 (257 amino acids)
Source: RefSeq, a predicted model, not a curated record
AUGGCCCUCAAGAAUCCGCAUGAAGCUAUAAGGCCUGAUUUCAAUGCUAGAGAGCACCAAUCAGCUCGCCAGCAGCUAAUAGCAGAUGGGCUCAAUGAAGACCAAGCCACUCACAUGCUCAAAUCCUUAUGGACUCUGAAAAACAAUGCCAACAAGGCGCAUUGUAAUGAGAGACAAGAACAGAUACAAGAAAUGUGCCAGCAGGAAGAAGAGGAAAAACAGCAACACCUUCAAGUCCUUCAGGACGAAGAAGAGGCAGCUUGUCUAGAAGAGCGAAAGAAAAACAAGAAUAAGUACGCUCCUUUUGCUCGAGGAAAAAUUAAAGCAGGGGACUAUUGCGAAUUGCAUUACUUUACCAAUAAAGGCCUUGACAAUGCCAACAAGAGUGCCCAGAUCGCAGAACCAGAUGUGCUAGUCAUGCUACCCUCUGCAGAUGGCAUUCACUCAUGGGUCCCCGCCGAUGCAGUGAAAGACCCCAAAGCAUCUCCAGUCAUGAAGGAUGAGAAUCUUACCUGGGAAGAAUUCAAUGAGGCAGUGGCAUGCAUCAUCAACUAUAUGAGAACUCAUGACUGGCUAGUUGAACGGGUCAACAUGCUCAUCCAGUUUUGGUCGGCUCUACAGCAGCAUCAUUGGUGCCAUGCCUCCGACCCACUAAAGCAGUGUGUGCUGCUACUGUAUCAGUCACAGCAGCACCGCAGAUGGCAUUUGUCAAUCGGCACAGGGCUAACCUGGAGCCUUGAGGAGAUCAAUCAAGAUCUUCUCUUAGAAGCUUGA